ACGGGAGAUGUUGGAGAACAAGGGCCCCAGGGCGAACCGGGUGAGAAAGGCACAUCAGCAUCCGGUGACAUCAUUGACUUCAAUGGCAAACUCUUAGAUGCCUUUCAGGCCAUCAAAACCAUCAGUGUCUCGGGACCACCUGGCCCUCCUGGACCCCCGGGACCACCCGGAAAAGAAGGUUCAAAGGGUGAACUUGGCUUGCCUGGGCCUGCUGGGGUUGAUGGCGAAAAGGGUGAACAGGGAGACACUGGAGAGCCUGGUGAACCCGGAGAGAGGGGGGAAAAGGGAGAAAUGGGCCUCUCUGGUCCCUCUGGAAUGGAUGGGCAGAAAGGAGAGAAAGGAGACUCUAUACUAGAGGACAAUCUGGUUCAGAUGAUUUCACAACCUGGACCACCAGGGCCUCCAGGUCCACCAGGACCACCUGGAUACAUGGGUCAUCGUGGCUUGACAGGCCCCAAAGGUGAUCCAGGGGAGAGUAUUAAAGGAGAGAAGGGAGAAACUGGUGCUGCAGGAAUACAAGGCCUUCAUGGUCCUCAGGGGCCCCCGGGAGCAACAGGAUUAGUUGGUCUUCCCGGCACAAAGGGUGAAAAGGGAAAACAAGGGGAAGCUGGAUUAGAUGGUUUUCCUGGCAUUAAGGGAGACAGGGGUGAUCGUGGAGAUAAAGGAGAGAGGGGAGAUCGCGGUCCUGUUGGAAAGAGAGGGCUAAAGGGAAAGAAAGGCGAACAGGGGCCGCCGGGUCUGGACCAGCCCUGUCCCGUGGGAGCUGAUGGAUGUAAAAAAGAGGCAGUGGAAAAGGGGCCGCGGGCCCCUGAGGCCCCCUGCCCGCUGGGUCCCGAUGGACUUCCAAUACCAGGUUGCUGGCACAAGGAACAGGGAAUGCUUCAAAAACUCAAGAGGAAACGUCUCUCCAAGCCUUGAUGUUCUUCAAGAACCCUAGGAGUUUAAAUGACUUGAGUGUCCCUCAAGUGACGCCAUCUCAAUAAUACUGGUUAAUAUUGACGGUCCUCAAUACGCAGGUCGAACGAGGGUGCAAACAGCCCUCACUAUGGUCAAUAUUUUUCAUGGAGGAACAUAAUUGAGCUCUUGGAGAUGAUGAGAGAUCAGGGAUUGGCCUCAUGGAUGCAGUUGCUCCCUAGGACCGCAACAGCAGCCUGACAUAAGAGGCUUUGGCAUGGAGAUGAUACAGAACAGAUCAUUAUUUUGAGAAUAUUAAUGAUCAGUAUUUAUGAUUUAUUUCUUACGUGUUACUGUUUUAUGCUUGGAUUUUUGUCUUUUUUAACCCGCAAGUAAAAACACAAAGCAUCUGGAAUUGAUGCCCAAAGACUAACUUUUGGAUGGUGAGCAUUUACUUAUUAAUGCAUAAAUAAUUGAGAAUAAAAUAAUAAAAUAAAUACUGCAUCUGUUUUAAAUCAGUGCAGCAUAAUAGUGAGCGAGAAUAGUGUGUUAUAUUGUACCUUUUUAUUUUGUUUUCUUUAAUACUACUGCAUCUACGUUUUGUUGCUCACAUUUGUUGCGAUACUUUGUAUGAGAUACAGUUGACUGUGACUACUUGUCAUUGUUUUUAACAUCACAAUCCUUAAAACAUAUUCCAUAGUGUUGUUCAUAGUAAUUUAUGAUAUACACCGAUGUGCUUUUUGAAGAUGGCCAAAACUGGAGGUGUUUUCAUAACCUCAGUUCAGCCAAGUUUAAGGCUGUUUUUUAAUUUGACAAAAUAUUGCUCUAUUAUUUUUCAUAGAAUGAAAGCAAAGAAGACAUUAGAGAUUCCGUUUUAUCAAUCUCAUUUUCUUUCUUUGGUUUUUCAAGAUUUAACAGAGAGAAAAGACAUCCAGAAGAGAUCCUUUUUUUUUUUUUUUUUUUUUUUUUUUUUUUUUUUUUUUUAGCAUGUUCAGCAUACAUUUCCAUGAUGGUGUAUCCUUUUUCAGGGAUUUAAAACCAUACUUCAUAAGCUUUUCUGAAAUAUGUAUUGUUUAUAAUCAAAUAACUGGUGGCCAGAUCAUGUAAAAGUUCUUAUAUGCUUAAAAUAUAUGUUACAGAUAAUGCUAAUGAAUUUUUAUAAGCCUGUCUUUGGUGUUAAAUGGCAGGCAUAAUGUUUCAAUGUUACUAUGUUGUGAUUUACGAUUGACCAAUAGCAUUAUAGCACCAUUUUUAGAAACAAAACAGAAUGGGAGAACAUUUUUGGAAACAUUUUAUUGUUUAACUUUUUGUUGUUUCUUUGACUUUCUUUACAGGUGUUUUUUUUCUUUUCCUUCAUUUUUUCAACACAAACAAUGUUUGAUUUUGAAGAUAUUGAAAGGUGAUUUUGAAGAUAUUUUGCUGCUGAAACAGUAUUUGUAUUUAAUAGUUGAUAUGGGGUAAGGAAAACAGCCUUACCGACUGCCUGACAUACAUUACAUGCAUUGGUUUGCUUUCAAAGAUGUUUUAUAAAAGAGAAAUUAAAGUUUGUUACUAGUAAACUAUCUUUCAUUUGACCUUGGACAUGGUCAAAAAGUAUGGUGUUUUAAAAGUUUUCCACAAUCCACUGUAAACUUACAUUUAUCUCUGAGACUUUUCAUGAUCAAAUCAAUUCCUGAUGAAUGUAAUUAAAUCCUGCUCUUUUUCAUCAUUG
Messenger RNA from Cyprinus carpio (common carp), 2605 nucleotides. RefSeq lists its product as uncharacterized. The record is from RefSeq and is a predicted model, not a curated record. Lineage: Eukaryota; Metazoa; Chordata; Actinopteri; Cypriniformes; Cyprinidae.